GAACACCGAAUCCGUCGAUCGGCAUGGACCAGAACCCGUGCCAGAUCCAGUCAGGGCCCGAGACGAAUGAACCAUCAACCCCGCUCAUUCUCUUCCAUGAUGCGGGAGGCACGGUCUUCCCGUAUUUUUGCCUCGGAGACCUGCAUAGGCCGGUUUACGGCGUCGGAAACUCCCGCUUCGAACAGGGAGGCAAAUGGGGCCAUGGCAUUCGCGAGAUGGGUGUUGUUUAUACACACAUGCUCAGGUCGGUCAUUGGGUCGGGAAACGUCAUUUUGGGAGGGUGGUCGCUCGGUGGCUGUGUGGCUUUAGAAGUUGCCUCCCGACUGAUGCAACUCCCCCAAUACACGGUGCGUGGAGUGAUCAUGAUUGACAGCGUCUUCCCGACUCCGACAGUCACAGAUCACUAUCCACGGACGAUUGCCGAGGUUGGUUCCAGCUUUCAGCUGCCGAACCAGAUGUCCGAGACCCGGCGGACCCAAGCACAGCACUGCAUCCUGCACGCCCAUGAUAUGCAGCGUGACUGGCGACCUCCGCGGUUUGCAUCGGGACCGCCCCCGACAGUGCUCAUGCGGGCGGCUGAUCCAGUGCAUAUUGAACCCGAGAAAGCCCCUCACUAUAUCGACCUGGUGAGAGGUUCAUCGUAUCUGGGGUGGGAAGAGUACGACACCAGCUUCAUCCAAGCAUGUUUGGGUAUUCCGGGAAAUCAUUUUACCCUAUUCGAUGACGCCCAUAGCGACCGAGCAACAACUCAAAUCCGGAAGGCAUGUGCGAUGCUGGUUCCUUCACAAUGAUAGAUCCUUAAUAUGGUCAAGUGGUUCAAGUGGUUGGGUAGAUCGGCAGUGGAUUCCCAAUAGAUCGAGCGUGCCGCCGAUCUCCCGCCAAUAACUAGGUCCGUGAAGAAGGCGGGCCGGCUCAGAUAGGGUACCAAAUCUACCAAUAGCACAUCGAGUAUUGAACAUGGGGCCUAUGUUAUCAAGUGGGU
Molecule: messenger RNA, 982 nt
Organism: Aspergillus sclerotioniger CBS 115572
Lineage: Eukaryota; Fungi; Ascomycota; Eurotiomycetes; Eurotiales; Aspergillaceae
Product: thioesterase domain-containing protein
Exons: 3
Coding region: 24-791 (255 amino acids)
Biological process (GO): biosynthetic process
Source: RefSeq, a predicted model, not a curated record